Messenger RNA from Helianthus annuus (common sunflower), 1136 nucleotides. Its product is annotated as 5'-deoxynucleotidase HDDC2. Gene Ontology annotation, cellular component: cytoplasm. The transcript has 8 exons. Lineage: Eukaryota; Viridiplantae; Streptophyta; Magnoliopsida; Asterales; Asteraceae. The record is from RefSeq and is a predicted model, not a curated record. Gene Ontology annotation, molecular function: 5'-deoxynucleotidase activity. The coding region runs from base 196 to 966 and encodes 256 amino acids.
CUUGGCCCACAAAAACGAAAGAAAAUAAAACGGACCUCAAACCCACUACAAAAAGCCAAAACUUUCGAUUCCAUCUUUGAUCUUCCCCCUUUGUUUCUUCAUCAUUCUCCACAACAACAAAAAGGGGCAUAUUCACCAUCCUAUUCCACCAAACCCCACCUUUUUCAAUCAAGAUUUUGACCCAAUUACUCAUCAAUGGCGGCAGUUAAACCCUGUUCUUCGUCUUCUCCGCAUACCCUUUACCGUUAUCUCACAAACCCACAACGCAUUCAUCGUCCUUGUUUGUUUAAACUACCCUUUAACUCCCGUGAUCGUAAAUUGCGAUCUGUUCGUUGUCAAACCCCUGAAUCUGAACCCAAAAGAUCUGCUGUCAGUUCUGAUGUUACAGAGACUACAUCUUCUUGUUCUUCUUGCAUUGAUUUCCUCACGUUGUGUCAUAGUCUUAAGACAACAAAGAGGAAGGGAUGGGUCAAUCAUGAUAUUAAGGGUCCGGAGUCUAUUGCUGACCAUAUGUAUCGAAUGGCAAUAAUGGCUUUAAUCGUUGGUGAUCUUCCCGGUAUUAACAGGGAAAGGUGUAUCAAGAUUGCACUUGUGCAUGACAUUGCGGAAGCGAUUGUGGGAGAUAUAACACCAUCUGACGGUGUACCUAAAGUAGAAAAGACUAAACUUGAACAAGCGGCUUUAAACGAAAUGUGUAACAUUCUUGGUGGUGGAAUGAGGGCGGCAGAAAUCCAAGAACUUUGGAGAGAAUAUGAGGAUAAUGCUUCCCUUGAGGCUAAUCUCGUGAAAGAUUUUGAUAAAGUCGAGAUGAUAUUGCAGGCACUUGAAUAUGAAACAGAGCAUGACAGAGUUUUGGAUGAGUUUUUCCUGUCAACAGCCGGAAAGUUUCAAACAGAUAUUGGCAAGAGUUGGGCAGCUGAGAUCAUUGCUAGGAGAAAUUCCAGAUUGGCAAAGAAACUAAACUAGUGAGACUUGUCCCCUUUUGGUCAACCAAAUGCAUCCAUCAUCUCUUCCAUUUUAUUUAAUUUUUAAGGGAUACAUUUCAUUCAGUUUGGUAUCCUAUAGUUGCAGCAACACAUUCAAGAUCUUAGAGUUUUGAAGCUACCUUCUUAUAUAACAUAUUAGCUUUGAGCCAA